CCAACGCAGGGCGUGUGAGCCAGUGAGCGCAGGAUAGGGUGCCCGAGGAGGAAGAAGGAAGAGUAGAGGAGGAUUAAAAAAAAGAAAGAGGGGCUUUUGGUUUUCCACUCCGCCUGUCGCUUCGCCUUCGCACCCUCCGAUCCACCGGAGAAUUCGUGGCCCGUGUCGCCGCCAUGCCGGGAUGCCUCGGAGCUAGGGCUUGCUGGCGGAAGGAGUUAUAGUUAUCGUGAUCUUUAGGCGCAGAUGAGAGCCCACGGAUCUGCGUGGGAUUUCUGGUCCGGUCGCUGAAGGGGCGAGAUUUCGUCUUCGGAUGGAGGGUGGUGGAAGCUUAGCCGCUCUUUAUUUGGGCUAUAUCCAUGGAUUGUGAUGAUAAUGAUUUUCAGAAUGAGAAUUUUCAACUAAUUGGAGAGGACAAUGAUGGGUUUCCUCGAAGCUUACAAUCAUAUGCACCAAAAUUCGAUAUAGACGAUCACUUCCAGACUCACCUAAGAUUUGACAGUUUAGCAGAAACAGGGCUUUUACUUGGCAUUCAAGGUGAAGAAAACAAUUGGAUUGAGGAGUUUUCACCCAGAAACAGUGCCAUCGAAUUUGGUUCAAGUGCCUCUCAUACUUGCUCCCUUUCCGGGCAUGACAUUAAUUGGUCCAAUGCUCCAUCAUCUGAAUCUGUGCAAAUGUUAGUGAAAUCAGUUGAAAAGGAUGAGAAGGUAAGCCCACAAAUUAUGAAUACAGAGGCAGAGAUACAUGCAAUCGAAGAUUCUGCUAUAUGUGCAACAAAUGCUAUUACACACACUGAUACAGGUCUUUUGACUGAUAAAUUACAUAACAGUAUUUUGGCGUCAAAUGAAAAUGUGGAGCAUCAUGAAGUUGCUUCUCAAACUCCCACUGAUGAAAAAUCAGAAGCUGGUUUGGCUGUAAGUCCAUCAGAUCAAAGAUUCCACUCUGUUGCAGAAGUGGUUGCCUCACAAUGUAGUGCUAAAGAAGGAUUAAUUUCAUCAUCUGGUGAUGUAUCUAAAGCAUAUUUAGUUUCUAGUGAGCUUCUUGAGGUGGUUCGGAGCAUGGAACCAUUGGAUAAUACAUCCACAAUGAGUAGUUCACUCGAUGAUCGUGCUUCUGCUGUAAACAAAGAUACCGAAGUUAGUUCAAAUUUUGUUUCUCACAAUAUUCAAAAUGACAUUUCAGGCUUAUCCACUGCUAAUGCUGGUAUGAUCACUGAACAGCUUGAUAACCCAUUAUUUUCUGAGCAAAAAAUGGAAGAGUGCUAUGUAGUUGACAUAAGCAAGAGAUCAGAAACUCUGCAAUCUGAAAAUAAGCAGAAUGAAACAAGUUACAAUCUGUAUGGUGAUUGCAAAGUGAAUGAUCAGCAUUUUCAAGACCAGGUUAAGAAUCAUGUUUGUGAUGUUAAGGAUUCUUCUGAAUUGGUUUCAUCUGCAGAAUCUCUAAUGUUGUCAAAUGACAUAUCUAAUAGCACUGUGUUAAUGCAGAACUCUGGUGGACUGCUGGAAGCUUUUGCUUGCCAGGUACAGGUUUCAAACAAAGACUCAAUGGCAGGGGACAAAAGUUUAACUUGCACAACGGAGGUACCUUCUUUAGCAAUGGAAAAAGAUGGUAUUGUUGGGAGAAACUCUGUUGGAGUUGACACUGAAAAUACUCGUGAGCUAAGUGAUAUAGCUGAAGGACCGAUAGAUUUUAGACAUGAUGUACAUGAAUAUAUUUCUGAAGAAGGUGGUGUCAACCCACAUGCUCCAGCGACCAAAGACAGUAUUGCUCUUGAAGAAGAAAGAGACCUUGCCACGUCUAAGACGGUUAUUAAUGAUAACAACUGUAAUGAAUUGAGAAGAUCAGACAUGGCAGUUGAGGUAACUGCCAUGAAAGCUGAAAUAGGGACAGCUGGAGUUGAUAGUGAUAAGGACUGUAAAAUUGAUGCAUUAAUUUCGAAGAAAUCUGACUCCAUUCCAAUAGAAAAGAGUGCAGAAGGUGAAUGCUUAAAAUCUAUUGUUGAAAAAUCCAUUACAACAGAAGAAAGUUCUGAAGAUGAAUGCUUGAAAUCCAUUUCUGAAAAUCCCACUGGUAAGUUGGAUGGUAAGUUGGAUGCUCCAGGACAUGCUAUACUCAAUGAACCUUGUGCUGCGUUAGUGGAUGACACAGAAAAUAAGCUCUCAUCUCCUGUUCAUGAUAAGUUGGAUACAAGUUCUUUGGUUGCUGAACAUAAUGAGGAUAAUACAAUUCAUUCUGAGGAAAAGGAAAGCACUGCACAAUUGAUUGAUUCAAGUGGCACAACUCUUAAGGACUGCUCCACUGUUACUGAGGAUACAGAAAUUUCCUCAUUUGAAACUCAAAAUAAUGGUAUGGUGAUGGAAUCAGACAAAAAUUCAAUCAUGGACCAAGCAGUUGCUGAUCUGCACUCAGGAUGUCUCACAUUGCCUUCUUCUGACAAUUCAAUGAUUCUCCAGCGGUUGCAUUCUGAAGUUGAAUUAGUUGUAGAACUGAAGGAAGUGACACCAUUAUCUAUACCUGCAUCUCAGUGCGAUGAGAAGAAUGUAAACACCUCUUCCUUAUCAGUUACAAAGAGCAGCAUGGACAAUCAGAUUUCAAAACAACAAUUUGUGGUGCCUGAUUCAGAAGCCAAUAUCCCUUCAAUGAAGAAUUUUUCAGAUAACUUGGAAACUGCCAACAGUGAUGAGGUAUGGGUAGGUUCAUCAGAUGGUGUAUCUUCUCUUGCUACAUGCCUAAGCAAAGAAGGGAAAGAUACUGAUUUAGUUCGAACUAACAAUUGUGACAAACCAAAACAUACUGAAACUGAAAUUGCUGCAUUAAAUAGCGAGAGAAACAACUAUCCUCAAUCUACUUUGCCUGAAAGUAAUCUUGAGUCCUCCUUAUUGGAUCCUGAUGGUGGUAAUCUAAGUUCAUCUGAACCAAAUUGUGGUUCACCAACUGUUAUUAGUUGCAACCAAUCUAUUAUGGAGAAAAUGGAACAUAGAGAAAGCAAUAGUUCGUUGCAAGAUCAUGCAGGUUCUGCUUCAACAAAAAGUUCUGAUAUUUUAAAAUUCACUGUUCAAGAUUCUAAAGUGAGCAUAACAUCAGAAGAAGAUGGCAACUUCACAUUUGUAGUUCAGCCAGAUGCAGAUUUUUCCCAAAAAGACAGUAACAAGGAUUUGGCACUUUUCUCCAAUACACAGUCCUUUGAACAGCCGCAGAUUUCUACGGAGACUUCACAGGGGUAUCUGAGUGAAGCUGUAAAUGAGAGUACUAGCACCAUCAGCAAGACAAUUGUGGAAGACAAAAGUGGUAAAGUUUCUGCUCAGGCAACUAAAAAGGUAGGCAUUUCAAAAGGAGAUGCUAAAGAGAAGUCACAUGAUUUUCGUGGUAAAGGUAGGAAAAGAAACCCAUGUAGUACCUCACCUGUCCCUGAGAGAGCCACAAGAAGCAAAAGCCAGAGGGAGGGUAUGCAGCAAUGUCUCUCUGUUGAGACUAAGACUGCAAAUCCAUCCUGUUUUCCAAGUGUUCAAACAUCUAAUCUGCCUGAUUUGAAUACAUCAGCUCCUUCUGCCCAGUUUCACCAGCCUUUCACAGAUUUACAGCAAGUACAAUUGCGUGCUCAGAUUUUUGUGUAUGGAUCACUGAUCCAAGGUGUCUUGCCAGAUGAGGCUUGUAUGGUACCAGCCUUUGGAGGAAGUGAUGGAGGAAGGAGCUUAUGGGAGCGAGCGUGGCGUGCAUCUUCAGAAAGAUUCUAUAACCUGAAGUCAUCAUCCAUUAGUUCUGGCACACAUUUGCAUCAUCAUUCAGAACAAGGGAUCAGCUGCAGCCCUCUUCCUGGCAAGGUUCUUGAUUCCCCUGCUGGCUGGAAGGACAGCAAGGUCCCAAGUUCAGCAAUACAAAAUUCCACUGUGUCUUUGCAGUCAGCUUUCCAGAGUUCAUCUAAUGAUGGUUUACACUCCAAUAUCACAAGAGGCAUCCACUUGGAAUCCAGUCAAUCUCUAUCUCCAAUGCAUCCAUACCAGACUUCUCAGAUCAAGCAAUACAUGACCAAUUCUACACCUUGGUUAUCUCAGAGCCCUCACCCUGCUUCGUGGUCUUUUUCAUCGCAAAGUUUACCUGUUGAUUCCACUUCACAAUAUUCUGGAAUGCUUGUUUCUGAAGCAACUCCAGUAACCCUUGUUAGAGACUCUUCUAUACCUUGUGCCUCAAACAUGCAGCUCGCUUCCGCUGGUACCUUGCUGCCUAAUCAGGAUGCUGCCCAUGUGUCUGCUGCAUUAGUUGUGCCAUUCGAGACACAAAAUAGGGAAGCAACUCCUGUAAAUGCUAAGAACACAUUUGUCAGUGAGAAAUCCAGAAAGAGGAAGAAGGUUUCUGCACCCGAGGAGCUUGUGCCAAAAUUUUCAGUUUCUCAACUUCAAGCAGAAUCUGCUUCUGCAGCUUUUACUACUAAUAAUCUGCCUAAUUCUGUGGGUCUUUCUUUGUCUUCUAAUUCUCUAAGCACUGUUACAUCUACUGGUCUAGUUUCAGCUACAACUCACCCCAUAACUAUGCCUUAUUACCAAAUAUUAGGCAGUGGUCACACUCAGCAGAGGGUCACCUUCUCGAAAGAGACCUGCACUCAAAUUGAGCACUCAAAGCUUCAAGCUGAGAAUGCUUCUGCUUAUGCUGCGGCUGCUGUCAGGCAUGGUCAAGUUAUUUGGGAGCAGAUGGUUGCCCAAAGAAAAUUAGGCUUGGCAUCAGAAGUUGAUCAGAAACUUGCCUCUGCAGCUGCAGCAGCUGCUGCAGCAGCUUCUGUUGCAAAGGCAGCUGCAGAAGUUGCCAAGGUUGCAUCCGAUGCUGCAUUACAGGCUAAAUUGAUGGCCGAUGAUGCUCUAAAUUCUUCUAAUACAGGAAUUACUAUUAAAAAUUCUGAAAUCAGCUUUGAUGUUGGAAAGAACUUGUUGACAUCAACUCCUGUUUCAAGCUCCAAGGGCAAGGACAAGAUCCGUGGUCCUUGUUCAAUAAUUUCUGAGGCACGUGAGACCACCAGAAAGAGGGUUGAAGCAGCUUCUGCUGCCAUCAAGCGAGCAGAGAACUUGGAUGCCAUACUGAAAGCUGCAGAAAUGGCUGCAGAGGCUGUAUCACAAGCUGGAACCAUCAUUGCCAUGGGGGAUCCCUUACCAUUCUCAAUAAGUGAAUUAGUAGAAGCAGGCCCUGAAGGUCAUUGGAACAUUCGUUGUGCAGCUAUAAAAAAGGGGAUUGAAACAAAUGGUGUGCAUGCUGGGGAGAAUCUGGCUUUAGAUUCGACUGUUGAUCGUGAGGUAAAUACAAGAAAUUCAAUCAAGCAACCAUUGACCUGUAAUGAGGGACAAAAAGUUUCUAUUGUGGAAGAAAUGCCUCCCAACAAUAAGAAGUCCUUGUUAUUGGAAGAAAAUUCUGAAGUGGGUUAUCUUACCCUGUCAGAAUGCGAAUUAGAAGAUGAAUCAAGAAUUGUUCCAACUGAUGGAGCUGCAAGAGAUGCUAUGCAAGGAAGUAGUAUUCAGAAAGGUUCACUUGUUGAGGUUGUAGCUGAUGGAGAUGGUCUUAGAGGAGCUUGGUUUUCUGCACGGGUUCUUGAUCUCAAAGACGGUAAAGCAUAUGUGUGCUAUGAUGGUCUUUCUGAUGAAGUCAAUGACAAGCUUAAGGAAUGGAUACCACUUGAAUCCAAAAGUGAUCAACCUCCUAGAAUACGUGUGGGUCAUCCUGUUAUUGUAGCCAAAUCUGAAGGAACAAGGAAGCGACAUAGAGAAGCUGUAGGCAAUUUCACUUGGGCGAUUGGAGAUAGGGUAGAUGCUUUUAUACGUGAUGGUUGGUGGGAAGGCAUUGUCACUGAGAAGAAUCAAGAUGAUGAAACCAAGUUAACUGUCCAUUUUCCAGCUGGUGGCAGUUCUUCAAUUGUUAGAGCUUGGAAUCUACGACCAUCACUUAUCUGGAAGGAUGGCCAAUGGGUAGAAUGGUCCCGGGCAAAAGAAAGAGUUACCCUGGAACCCUAUGAGGUUGACACACCACAUGAGAAACGACAAAAACUAGGCCGACUAGAUUCCAAAAAUAAGUCAGAAAUAGGUGAGGAAGGAACGGGGACUGUGUCAAAAAAUAUUUGUGCAGAUGAUUCAAGGAAGCUUGAGGAGUCAGGGCCACCUAAUUUGUCAGAAAGGUAUGAAACAUUUGCUGUUGGAAAGAACCUGGGUGAGGAUAAAAACGCCAAUGCACUUAAGGUAAGACGAGCUGGCCUUCAGAAAGAUGGAUCUAAGGUGGUAUUUGGUGUUCCUAAGCCUGGAAAGAAAAGAAAAUUCAUGGAAGUAAGCAAACACUACAACACAGAUAAGCCUGAAAAGUCAACAGAAAGGAGUGACUCUAUAAAGUUUGCAAAAUAUUUGAUGCCACAAGCAUCCCAGUUAUGGAGGAAUACUUCAAAAGUUGAUGUAAAAGGAAGACGAGUCACCAACCUGAACACUAGGGCCCCGAAAGCCUUGAGGUCUCAGAAUGUUCAGGCUAGCAGUACUAUGGAAACGGAUAAACCUGUCACUGCUAUGUCUGUCUUAAAUGGGGGAGAAAGCAGUCUUGUAACCACGUCUAGUAAUGAAGAGAAACAUAGCUCAAUGGAAACUGGUUCUUUUCCACACGUUCUUGAAAAAGUAGAUACGGCAGUGAUAGAGUCUUCUGUGCAGUCUGUACCUGGCAUUCCAUCGUCUAAGAAGAAAUCCACUACUGUUGUGGCUGAGAUGGAGGAGAAAAGAAGGGUUUUAUCUGCCGUGGACAAAUUUUCCAGAUCUGAAGUUAAAGAUUCUGAAAAUCCAGGAACAAGAUCUGCUGAUGUUAUUGAACCCAGGAGAUCCAAUCGUAGGAUUCAGCCAACAUCAAGAUUACUGGAAGGUUUGCAAAGCUCUCUGAUUGUAGCCAAGGGUCCUGGUGUUUCACACGAAAGAGCUGCCAAGCCGUUGCAUCGGGGUGUAUUGACUGCUAGAGGUCAGAGUCAUGGAUGAUUGGAGGGCACCGUUACGAUGUAACGACGACAUAAUGCGAGUUUGCGUUGCCUGUCCAGCCAGCUUGACAGUGAAGGUAUUGUCUGUAGGCGUCAUCAUGUACAUAUACAAUCCGAAGGAUUGGGACACAAGAUUUGUUCUCAGACGACAGACAGACGGUGUAAAAAAAAAUCUCGUAAUCAGAUGAUUAGGUGUAAAAUGUUACGGGUGCAAAGUUGCAGUCUUUCUUUGUCUUGAGCCUAAAUACAUCAAUCUGACUCUGACUCUUAGUAUUGCCAAA
Messenger RNA from Musa acuminata AAA Group (dessert banana), 7257 nucleotides. RefSeq lists its product as uncharacterized. The transcript has 17 exons. The coding region runs from base 357 to 6977 and encodes 2206 amino acids. The record is from RefSeq and is a predicted model, not a curated record. NCBI's taxonomy places the organism in Eukaryota, Viridiplantae, Streptophyta, Magnoliopsida, Zingiberales, Musaceae.